AUGGAGUCUUUUCAGAUUCAGGAUGCUUCUUGGGAUCGUCUGUCUUCCGUGUUUUCCAAUCUCGAUCUUUCCAUGUCUCAGGACAGUUCAUAUGGAUCCGAUGUGCAGUCUUCCAGCACAGAACACACUUCUGUCACUACGUCUCCGGUGAUGUCCUCUGUUCCCAAUGCCAAAGUCUCUGUUACGCGACCACUCAAAUCGAUCCUGAAGAAGCCCGAAGAGGCGCAUGGAAACGACGAUGGUGACUCUGAUUCUGAAUCUGGAUACGAAUCUGAACCUUCUGAGUAUGACUUUGACCACUCUCUUGACUCGGACCCUUCCGAUCUUCAUUACUGUGAAGAAGAAAUUUUCGACUCCGAGGACGACUCGGAUGAUUCCUCCGAGAUUGGUGAUCACUCUGAAGAGAGUGAUUUCGUAUUUGACGACUCCCUCGUUGUUUUCGAGCCUUGUGUUCGCUUCGACUCCAGGGUUAGCUACAUCGAAGCGCCUUCUUUUGACGACGAUGAUGUCGAUUCUCAACCUGAAAUGACCGUCCAUGAAAUGAUGGAACUAGCCCGGGCUUCUGGCGGUCUGAAAAUCCUUCAAAAUGAUACCGAAGAAGACUACAGCGAAGAUGAAUGCUGUACCGACAGGGACAUCAUGGCCGGCCCCGAAGAGCACACGCGCGAUGAUGUCGAAAUUGACAGAGAACUUUUUCUCGCUUAUAUGAACGGUAUCAAUGGAGUUCCUGACCACGUCUACAAGCCGCGCCUUCAGAGUCGCGCCAAGGCUAUCAGAGAGGGUCUUGCGCACAGUCCGUUCUUCGAAUCGGAGACCGUUUACGGCACUUACUUAGAUCAUGUUCUGAACCACGUCAUUGGCGUUUUCCGCAAUAUUGUCGUUCAGGACGAAUUAUAUGAGCUCAUCCGUUUGAGUGAGUCGAAGGUUGCUAUGGAGCAUCAAGAAGCAUCUCAACGGGAGGUUGAGAACUAUACCAGGCAUAUCCUGGAGAAAAUCGAGCUGUUGUUAUCCGACCGUCUUGCUCAGGGCCAGCUCGAAUUGGACCAAGACGAACUCAGUUUCUUCGCGGGAGGAGUUCUUUACGCCCUGGAGAAUUGGACCAUUUACACCAAUGGCCUGUGA
Paecilomyces variotii is the source of this 1122-nucleotide messenger RNA. RefSeq lists its product as hypothetical. Lineage: Eukaryota; Fungi; Ascomycota; Eurotiomycetes; Eurotiales; Thermoascaceae. Bases 1 to 1122 code for a protein of 373 amino acids. The transcript has 2 exons. The record is from RefSeq and is a predicted model, not a curated record.